GCCCACUUGACUUCAUUCAGCAUAGCCUCAAUCGGUCUGUAGGGAGAGCACGGGGGGAUGUCAAGACAGUGCCUUCUGAAAGUUUGGACGGAACUGCACACACUCAUACAGGGACCCUGUUCAUGAUCAUACAUGAUCUGAGCCACACUACACGUAUGGACCCAUGCCACACACACACAAACACAUGCACAAAUGGAUGGACAGAACUUGAACGUUUAAGCUUGCAAACAUACAGACUCGUGUCACAUGAACACACUUUAGACACACACACACACGGCUGAAAUACAGUGGUGGUUAUGAAUCCUGCGUCCGAGACCGCUGUGGUCAGUAGAUCCUCCAGCACCAUGAGGAGACACAAAAGUGUCAGGAAGAACUCCAGGCGGAUUUACUCCCCAUACCAAGACAACCAGCCAGAACAUUCAGAUGAUGAGGACAAGGAGGAUGAGCGAGCUGACAGCAACGACCCAGAGGAGAUGUUCCAGAACAUCCAGUUUCAGAAAGAGAUCAUCGCUAACAUACGCACAAGAGCGUGGCCCAUGAGACGCAAGCUCAAAGCCCUUAAACAGGCCAGAGAGAUUGUGCUGAAGUAUGAGGGAAGGCUGACAAGGACCAGAGGGUACCAGGCUGCUGGGGCAGAUCUACUGAAGAAGGUAUCCAGGUUGCUGUACAACAUUGUGGUUCUGUUUAUUCCCUGGGAGAUGAGGAUCAAGAAAAUAGAGAGUCACUUUGGGUCAGGGGUCGCUUCAUACUUCAUCUUUCUCCGUUGGCUGUUUGGUAUCAACAUAGUGCUUACCAUCAUGACUGGAGCAUUCAUAGUACUACCAGAGCUCCUGGCAGGAGAGCCUUUUGGAACCACCCGGAGUAAGACAAUACCCCAGGAUAAUCUGAAAUCAGCUCAGGAUCUGGACACCAUUUGGUCUCUUGGGGGCUACCUACAGUACUCUGUUUUGUUCUAUGGGUACUAUGGCCGGGUAAGGAAGAUAGGAAGUGCCGGCUAUCGCCUCCCAUUGGCCUACUUUCUAGUUGGGAUGGCUGUUUUUGCCUACAGUUUCAUCAUUCUAUUAAGAAAGAUGGCUAAGAACUCUCGUUUGAGCCUGGCUAGUGCCUCUGAUGAGAAUUUCACCUUCUGCUGGCGAGUGUUCUGUGCCUGGGACUACCUCAUAGGGAACCCUGAGGCCGCAGAGAGCAAGGGAGCUGCUAUAGUCAACAACAUCCGGGAGGCCAUUGUUGAGGAGCAAGAGAAAAAGAAGGACACAAGUCUAGCGGUCUUGAUCAGUUUGCGUAUCCUAGCCAACAUACUCGUCCUUCUCUCUCUUGCUGGCAGCAUCUACAUCAUCUACUUUGUGGUGGAUCGCUCUCAGAAGCUAGAGCAGAAGCCAGAGCUAACACUAUGGGAGAAGAAUGAGGUGAGUGUGGUUGUGUCUCUCAUCACCAUGAUUGCCCCGUCUGCCUUUGAGCUGGUGGCUCAGCUGGAGAUGUACCAUCCCAGGACCUCCCUCCGCUUCCAACUGGCCAGAGUACUGGUGUUAUACCUGGGUAACCUCUACAGCCUCAUCAUCGCCCUUCUAGACAAGGUCAACAGUAUGAGUAUGGCCUCAGCUGCUACGCCUGCUGCUGCCGCUGCCUCUGCGGGUUCGGGGAACUGGUCUGACGCCACAGCAUUCAUGGAGACCAUGUCCCAGCCAGCGGAGGAGAAUCUGUCCACCCUCGUUUCCAACGGUUCCAUCUUGGAGCGCCGCAACAGCACCAUAGCGACCAUCGCCAUGGUGUUGGACAUCAACACUAGCAUCAGUAAGGUUACCGUGGCAACCAUGUACAACGGCACGGGGACGGUUGAGCAGAACAUGCCGAUGAAACAGGACGAGUGCUGGGAAACCUACGUUGGUCAGGAGAUGUUGAAGCUGUCAAUCAUCGAUAUGAUUUUCACGGUGGCCAGUAUCCUGCUGAUUGACUUCAUCAGAGGGCUGGUGGUCAGGUACCUGAGUGACUGCUGCUGCUGGGACCUGGAGAGCAAGUUUCCUGAGUAUGGUGAAUUCAAGAUAGCUGAGAAUGUACUCCAUCUGAUAUACAACCAAGGAAUGAUCUGGAUGGGUGCUUUCUUCUCUCCGUGUCUGCCUGCCUUUAACGUGUUGAAGUUAAUAGGCCUGAUGUACUUGAGGAGUUGGGCUGUGCUCACCUGUAACGUCCCUCAUCAGCAGGUGUUCCGAGCAUCCAGGUCAAAUAAUUUCUACCUGGCUAUGCUGCUGUUCAUGCUCUUUCUGUGUAUGCUGCCCACCAUCUUUGCCAUAGUGAGAUACAGGCCAUCCCAGUACUGCGGGCCAUUCAGCGGUCAGGAGAAGAUUUAUGACAUCAUCUCGGAGACGGUAGCCACAGACUUCCCUCUGUGGUUCAGUAAAGUGAUGAGUUACGUCACCAGUCCUGUUGUAGCACUGCCCGCUCUGCUGCUGCUGUUCAUGUUAAUCUACUACCUUCAGGCUAUUGCCAGAUCCCUUAAAUUCACCAACAACCAGCUGAGGAUGCAGCUCCAGACUGAGAGAACUGAAGACAAGAAGAAAGUAUUCCAGUUGGCUGCAGCAAGGCUGCAGGCCCCAGAGCUGGCCAGCAGGGACAAGAAGCCCGACCAGCAGGACAGUGACAUCACCAGCCACGACUCCUCCGUCCACACACCCUCGCCCAGAAGCAACGGAAGUGUUACCAAUUUCCAGUCCCCAGUUCGCCAUGGCAACAGCAUCCGCACCAUCACCCAGUCGGCAUCAAGGGCUGAGAUUGUCAGGGCGACCACGAGUGCUGGAUCAUCUAGAAGUCCAGCAAUGUCUAUGCUGAACAAGCAAAGGGUGGAGCAGAUCCCUAACAGGCACCCCGUCUACCUUGGAGGACCCAGUGGAACCUGCAGGUCCAAGUCCUAUCACCAAGUGGCCUACAACCCCCCGACGCGCUACUCCUCGGAGAACAUUCACUCAGACCCCCUCUACAGAAAGACCAGCAGGGCCGUGCACCCCGCGGAGGCUGCUGGGACAGUGACAGCCCAAAGCUAUGCGGGCCGACGCGCCCACACCACUCGCUACGUCAUUGUCAAUGAGCACGAAGCUAGGAAAAAGUUGCUGCGGUCCGCCACACGCAUUCCCCGCCACUUCCGGAUGGAAGAGCCGGUGGGCGAGAUUGUGGAGCUGAUCCCACGGAACAUCAAACGCUACACGCCGCGGGUUCCGUACGGGCACUCGCAUAGGUCGCAUCCAACACAGCCGCACCUGAGUGAGGAAGAGGAAGAGGAAGAGGGAGGAGGGAAGCGUGAGGCUAGGAGAGGGUCGUUUGGGCAGACGCACCGGCCCCGGUCCCUGUCCGACCUCCACCAGCCGGCCCGCUUCUACAUCGGGGAGCGUGUGGAUAGCCAGCUUUCCAUGGUACCAAAAGACAGCAGCGCAGGUCGGGGUUGCUACGGCGGUGGAACACAAGAAAAGGACAAAGAAGACUGGGAGAAUAUGGAGACACGCUUGCACUCCCAGACCAGCAUCCGGGGAGCAGAUUUUCCACCAGCAACUCCCCCAGCCAGGCAGACACAGUCCCCAGCCAGGCAGACACAGUCCCCAGCCAGACUCUCCUACUCAAUGGGUAGACUUGCACACUCCUCGCCCCAGGGUUCUGGAAGACGGUUGGAGCCCCGGAUCAAGCCCAAGACAUCCAGGUCUGUUCUGGAACCGUCCCUGACCGAGUCGGACUCGGCCUCUCUGGCCUCCAGCAGUGACCAGCAGAACAGCAGCACAGACCAGUACAUCCAGGUCAUUCACAACAAGGAGAAGUACCUCAAGUCUGAGGCCAGGCAAGGUAAGCUGGCUAAGAAGAAGUCCAAAGCGAGUAUAGAUCUCAGUGUACCCGAUUCUAAAGAACUGGUCUGCUCUAAUGUAUAGUUGGAGUAUUUGUAUUCUGAAUAUGUCCAUGUCCAGGUGUGAGCUAUGUAGUCCUUAAUUUCUAUAGGUUUCCAUAAUGUAGCAAUGUACACAGAAAAAAAGAUAACAAAACUAGUAGAUGUAAAGUCUGAGGACCAUUAUCGUCAAUUUUAAGUGCAUGUGUUGUAAUAAAACAGUCUGUGCUCUAUAUUAUGCAUAAACAAUGAUAUGUUCUCAAGGUCUUGCGCACUGUACUUGUACUUGUUCUCUAGUAUUUCCCUAAGAAUCAGAUGCAUUGUUCUACUUGUUUGGUUAACUUUUGGUUACACUGAGAGUGUUUGUUUUAGGUUUGCCAUUAGGUGUUAUAAUACUGGCUAUUAUACCCGAUACCAGAUAAGCGGAUGAAGAUGAGAUGACAUGAAUACUGGCUAUUGUAUGUAUACUGCAUUUUGGCAAGCACGUAUUGGCAGCAACUCAAUAAAACUAUGAUUAUGUAGUAAAGUAUGUUUUGUAACAUAUAUUAGAUGUUGGGAAAUGUAUAAAGUGAAUGUAGAUUACUGCAGUUUAAUAUGUUAAUAUUAAUUUGGUAUUAUCAUCAAUUGUAUGUUGUGGCUUUUCAAAACUAUUAGUACAAA
Molecule: messenger RNA, 4519 nt
Organism: Esox lucius (northern pike)
Lineage: Eukaryota; Metazoa; Chordata; Actinopteri; Esociformes; Esocidae
Product: transmembrane channel-like protein 3
Exons: 22
Coding region: 297-3905 (1202 amino acids)
Cellular component (GO): plasma membrane
Molecular function (GO): mechanosensitive monoatomic ion channel activity
Source: RefSeq, a predicted model, not a curated record